Drosophila elegans is the source of this 567-nucleotide messenger RNA. RefSeq lists its product as uncharacterized. The transcript has 2 exons. The coding region runs from base 1 to 567 and encodes 188 amino acids. Lineage: Eukaryota; Metazoa; Arthropoda; Insecta; Diptera; Drosophilidae. The record is from RefSeq and is a predicted model, not a curated record.
AUGAAAAUGUUUUUUUUACAUCAUUACACGCUCGGCAUCAGCAUGGAAAUGUUGAAAGUACUAACUUGUGCCUCCCUGCUUUUUUCGCACCAAUUGUUAAUCGCAGAUGGAACGGGAAGGUCCAGGUUCAGUGGGGCACACUUCAAAAAUUUCACACUUGAAAUUAAAAACAAUACGAUGUUAAUGGAUAUGGUAACCUCCAAGACGAUUCACCGCGGCCUCAAGGUCCUCAUCGACACCCAGAUCAGCCUCGACAAGGGCAGAAGCUACCAACGCAUCUUCGCCCACAUUCUGGACACCUGCGGCGUGGUUUCCUCGGUGAGAAAUAGCACAUUCAAGAGCUGGUUCGACAGCAUGCUGAGGCACGGAAACUUCAUGGUCAACUGCCCCGUGCCCGCGGGUCACUACUUUCUGAAUGGCUGGAAGCUGGACUCGCAGCUGGUGCCGCACUACUUGCUUCCCGGUGACUACCGUGUGUCCGCUCACUUUUUCUAUGGCAAGCACAAGUCAAAGCAGGAGGACUUUGUCCUCGAACUGGUCGUCUACGCUCUGUUGCAAGCCACCUGA